Molecule: messenger RNA, 3019 nt
Organism: Aspergillus steynii IBT 23096
Lineage: Eukaryota; Fungi; Ascomycota; Eurotiomycetes; Eurotiales; Aspergillaceae
Exons: 5
Coding region: 289-2634 (781 amino acids)
Molecular function (GO): protein binding
Source: RefSeq, a predicted model, not a curated record
CGGAUCUCUGGGUUCUUGUACUCCAGCUAGUGCAUACCUCGAGCUAGUCACCCCGUUCGCAAGGCUGCAGGCAGCGCUGCAUGCUUUUCACCUUUCGAUCCCUUCACUGACGGUCCAUCGCCACUUCACUAUCCUCCUUGUGACUCUUCCUCCUCCCUCUCUCCGCCGCAGUCCCCGGUCAACCUCCCCUUCGCUUUUUACUUUCACCCCGUCGCUUUCGCAACGGCAGUGCCUCCUUCUAGCCGUAAAUCCAACAAUGUCACGUUGAUCCCGGACACUAAAACCACCAUGACGACCGAUUCUGCGCUCUCGUAUCAUCCGACCGAGGCCUUGAUUCUCCCGACCAAGCGACGUUUUUUCCCCUUCAAGAUCCCCAAUUUCCACCAACAACUCCGCAACUACAUCAGUACCGCCGACCCCGACAGGAUCUAUGUCGUUGUCGACCGAGUCAUAUAUGCGAUCCAUAUCUCCACCGAAAAGCGGGAGACUCUGGCAGUCAUACCGUUCGAACCGAAAUGCCUGGCUGCUGGUAACGGGUGGGUAGCUGUGGGGGGUUCGGACAAUGGCGAAUGCGCGUUUGUCAGCGUGGCCGAUCGCAAUGGGCGUGUCCGGGAUGCUUCUGGCUCAGUAAUCUCCCAGUCAUCGGAUGUGGACAGCGCUCUGCCAAUUGAUCUUGAAUCGUCCGCCAGGUCGUCUCCUUCGUGGCUGCCAGGCGAAGAGCCCGGAGCUUCCCGCGAGUCGGGCAGAACGGAGCUGCCAGACGUGCAAUUGCAUAAAUUUGGUGGGAGCAUUGUCAAUUCGGUGACCCUUCAUCGUUUGCCCGGAGACGAGAAAGGCUCAGCUGCUGAAGACAUUGUUGUCCUUAGUAACAACGACAAGACCGUGACCAUUUAUUCUCUUACCCGUUCAAAAGUUGUCAAAGUCCUACAUCACCAAGCAUGCAUGAACUAUGCGAUAAUGUCCCCGGACUCCAGCAUCCUCGCCGCCGUCGGGGACGAGACCCGUGCGUACUUCUAUGACGUUACUCGCGACCUCGAUUCGACCACCUUUAUGGAAAACGGCGAAAAGUUCUUUGGCUGGAACUGGGAUCUGCUCAGCUGCGUAGAGAUGGACAUUGGGACACGGUUCGAUGACGGAUGCUGCUUUAGCAUCGCAUUCUCGCAAUUCAGUCGACUGUGCGCCAUCGGAUCGCAGUCUGGGGUGAUUACCGUAUUUGACGUCAAGACACUUCGAAGUGAGCCAAAUGCCAAAAGCUCGGUCAUAUGCCAUUUCAAUUCUUCAAGGCUCAGCUGCAACGGAGGUGCUGUGCGCUGUAUGACGUUUGCACCCGAGCCUUGGGAUCUCUUGGUGUGGCUGGAGGAGAAGGGGCGGGCCGGGAUUGCAGAUGUUCGCCAGGCCUUCGUUCGUAGACAGAUCCUCCAGCUGGAUAUGAACGAGCCCGGCAUACAGGAAAUCCGGACCGAGCCCCUUUUAGAUGAUUCUGUGGCUCUGGGGUUUGACCUUGAUAGUCGAUUCAGCCUGGAAUCACGCAAUGAAGUUGACGCAGCACAGAGAGCGAUACUCGAUUCGAUCGAGAGCCCGUCAAAUGAACAGCGAGGGUCUUCCGACAAUCUGCCAAUGCGAGAAAGCUUAAUACACGAUAUCUCUGAAAGGGAAAGACUCAUCGUGGAGUUUUUGAACACGGCGCGCUGGACGUCGACGUUGGAUGAAGGUCUGGCGGAGCGACGGGCUAGAGCUAAUGCGAAUCCACAGCCCAUACCUCGUUCACGAUUCCAAGGUGCCACAGAUGUGCCCAAUCGUAUUUCUCGUCCCACGUCUCCCCUUCGUCAUGGCGAACCGUCGACUGGAGUGCCGCGGGAAACCCAUCCUGCUCAUGCAAUAUCUCUCAAUCGCAGACCAAAUGCUCGGCGGCAAAGCUCCGUGGUAUUAUCACACGACACUUUGGACGCGGGAAGUCGUACACAAGAGACGAGUGACCCAAAUCUAGAGUCUCAGCCAAGCAUAACACUCACCUGGACCGCAUCACCAUCCGAGAUGCAGUCUGCUACACCGGAAAAUCCCCUGCGGUCAAGCGAAUCGAGUUCAAAUGACCUCAGCAGCUCUAACAACGAGGCUAGCACGGCACACCAGUCCCAGCGCACGAUCGGUCGCCCAUCCGCUAACUUCGACUACUCGAACACGGCCAUGGACACUACACCCCGACCGAGGACUCAUCAAUCCCACUCUAGAUCCCGACGAUCCGGGAGACAAGAUGGUACAUCGGAGGCUCGACAUGAGCCGUCACGCCUCUCUAGCUCCGAGCUGGUGACCAACGUCGCUGCGCUGGAACGUCUCCGUCGACAACGACAAAUAAUCAGUGAAGCACACAACCGAAACAACCAUCGCGAGCGAUAUCGACAACAAUUGUUGGGCUCCGAGCAGUCUCGUUCUUCUCGGUGGAUGCGGAGUAUCUUGGAUGAACUACCCGAUCGAAGUUUGGGAGCUGGAUAUAGGGACCAAGAUACAGGUAGUACAGCCGGAAUCGGUUGGGGCGCGGACGGUAGAACGCUGUAUAUUGCCACAGUGGACGGGAUUUUUGAAUAUCAGCUGAACAUAAGAGAUCGGAAAACAUUUCCUGUCGUCAGUUACCGAUAAAGCGGUCCUCCCAUAUCUUUACGGUCCUUCUUUUCGAUUUAUUUUCUUUCUAUUUGCCUUUGCAAGAACUUUCCCUUGUGCGGCGGACAGUUAUUUUUUCUGUCCAACGACAUCAACUCUUCUCUUUUAUCUGUGUUUAAUAUGGACCGCCAUGCCCCCUUUCUGUGAGAGGAAUUGGGCCUUCGGAGGCCACGAAAGUUCCCGAGUUUUCAGAAGCAGUUGAUCAUGGCUUCGGGGAGUGAUUUUUCAAUGGCGUCUCAUCUAUUCUUGCCCCUCCAUUUUUUAUUUUCGGAAGCGCUUAGUUCACAUCGUCGGCUUGGGUUGUUAUCUUGCAUUUACCUCUGGCGCCAAGGAAAUUGCGAAGGAAGAUUUUCAUUAGUUCAGG